Messenger RNA from Exophiala oligosperma, 2268 nucleotides. RefSeq lists its product as uncharacterized. Gene Ontology annotation, biological process: carbohydrate metabolic process. The record is from RefSeq and is a predicted model, not a curated record. Lineage: Eukaryota; Fungi; Ascomycota; Eurotiomycetes; Chaetothyriales; Herpotrichiellaceae. Bases 1 to 2268 code for a protein of 755 amino acids. The transcript is spliced from 4 exons.
AUGUUGUUAUUAUCAUGGGCAUUGUUGUAUAAAUUAUCAGCCCUGCUUCUUGGUGGUUCGCUAGUUGUGGUACAUGCAGACCAAGGAUGCUGCCACAAAUCUUCCAAGAGUCCGAUAACGACGAACCCAGAACUCUCUUGGAAGAGGUGGAAUGUACGAUCACCCAAAGACGAUCCACAGCAACCGAUCAAAGAGCCGGAUUCCUACAAUACGACAUUACUACCUUUGAAAUUUCAACCUUUGCCACUAGGCGAGGUGAAGCCUUCGGGGUGGCUCAAGCAACAGCUGGACCUAAUGGCUGAUGGCUUGCCGGGUCACUUGCACGAGUUCUAUCGCCUGGUCAAAGAUGCGCCUUGGCUUGGAGGGGAUCAGGAAUAUUCAUGGUUAAAUGAAGCUUGGCCAUAUUCCUACAAUGCUCUCGUGCCGUUGGCGUGGCUAACGGAUGACGCUCGACUAAAACACCAUGUCCUCCGCGUCACCGACUGGGUUAUUGGCCAUCAACAGGCCGACGGCUGGCUGGGACCGGAGACCGACCUGUCCCGGCGCAAUUUUUGGGGAAGGUACCCUUUGUUCCUGGGGUUAAUGCAAUUGGUCGAGGCCGAACCGGAACUGGGCGAGGCCAUGAUCUUGCCCGCGAUGCACCGCUUCGUCAAGCUCAUGUAUCAGAUGCUCUCGAACAAGCAUCAGGGGUACGUGUGGAAACCCGGCGACCAGUUCGACGAACAAUGGGGCCGAUCGAGGGCCGCGGACAUGGUCAUGGCGCUACAGUGGUUGUACGAAAAGCACCCCAGAAACAACGAAAGGGAGAUCCAUCACUGCAUCGUCCACAUGUACGAGAUGGCAUACGACUGGGCGUAUUGGUUCCACGAGGACAACUAUCUCAAGAACGACCUUGAUACGUACCCGGUCGAGUUGACCGAUAGCUUGUUCCCUUACGUGCACGGUGUCAACGCGGGGCAGGGCCUGAAAUGGCCCGCGGUCAUGAGGAGACUGGUGCAGGACGAUACCUUGCUCAACACCACGAGGAACGGGGUCAAUUGGACGUUUGAGUAUCAUGGAACCCCGUCUGGUGCGAUUAUCGGCGACGAGCGCGAGGCUGGGCUCAGUCCAGUUCGUGGCACGGAGUUAUGCAGUGUGGUGGAGACCAUGUUCUCCCUCAACUAUCUCUAUCAGGCUGUGGGAGAUCGUGACUUUGCCGACAAGUCUGAGCUGGCAGCUUACAAUGCUCUUCCGGUAAUGUUUAUGCCACAUUGGUGGGCACAUCAGUAUAUCGCCCAAACCAAUCAACCAAUAAGUCAUCAACUCGAUGGUUCUCCGUUCUGGAACGUUGGUCCUUGGGGUCAGACUUUUGGCACAGAGCCGAAUUUCCCCUGUUGUACUGUCAAUAUGCAGGGGUAUUCGAAGUGGGUGCCGGCUUCGUUUGUGAAGGUGGGCGAUGACGGACUUGCUCACGCUUUGCUCAGCCCGGCGCAUGUCAGUACGACACUGAACAAAAGAAACAAGGUCCGGAUCAAGUGCGAGACAAAUUAUCCAUUUACGAAUUACCUCAACUAUGAGAUCAAAGCAAGAUCCGCGUUCAGAUUUUCGUUCCGAGUGCCUGGAUGGGCUGUACUUGACGAGAGCAACGUCUGGGUUGACUCUGGCAAGGCUCAUCGUCUUGAGCCGGACGGUUCCACGGGAUUGCACACGAUGAUCGUCCCGGCAGGCCGAACCCGGAUCGAAGUCUUGUUUGGCGCCCAGGUGCGCAUUGAGCAGCGAGCAAACGACACGGUUUCGAUCUAUCACGGUGCAUUGCUCUAUGCCUUGUCUAUUGCCGGAGACUAUUCAUAUAGUCGGCCAGCGAGGUAUCCGGGAGACUCGGCUCCUCAACGGGCCAGAGACUGGACUAUACUGCCUCGAGAGCCGUGGAAUGUGGCCAUCGACGUCUCGACCUUGAAGUUCUAUGAGUACCCAAAUCGUUACGCCGAGUGGUUGCCACAUCCCAUCUGGCACGAGGAGCGACCACCAGUGAGCAUUUCCGUCCUGGCUUGUGAGUUGGACUGGGAGUUGAAGGAUGGGUACGCGCCCAAUCCGCCACUCCCGGGACAUCGCAAUUGUACCGGCAGAGCGUUUCCCGUAGAGUUGAGGCCGUAUGGCAGCGCAAAACUGCACAUGGCGGAAUUACCUACUGUGGAUUUGAGGCCUGGGAGCCAUGAUCUUUGGCAGCCCGAAAAGGAGGAGGAGCAGCAGCAGAGGCUGGGGCGGGAAAGUUACAAGAUAGAAAUAUAG